CCUCUCUCUCUCUCUCCUCCACACUCACCCCACCCCGCUUCUCCUUUCUUUCCCCGUUGAAUUUCCAUCCCAUUUCGUUCUUGAAUUUGCUGCUGCCUCCUUUUGAUCCGCCAUGAGGAUGAGCUGCAAUGGCUGCCGAGUUCUCCGCAAGGGCUGCAACGACACCUGCCCCAUCCGCCCCUGCCUCCAGUGGAUCAAGUCCCCCGAGGCGCAGGCCAACGCCACCGUCUUCCUCGCCAAGUUCUACGGCCGCGCCGGCCUCAUGAACCUCGUCACCGCCGCCCCCGACCACCUCCGCCCCGCCGUGUUCCGGUCUCUGCUUUACGAGGCCUGCGGCCGGAUCGUGAACCCGGUUUACGGCUCCGUCGGUCUGCUGUGGUCCGGAAGCUGGAACCUGACCCAGGCCGCCGUGGAGGCCGUGCUCAAGGGUUCCCCCGUCUCGCAGAUGCCCUGCGAUACUGCGGCCGCCGCCCCCGCGCCGCCCUUCAAGGCCGCCGUUUGCGACAUCCGCCACGUCUCCAAGCCUGCCGACGCUGGGCUGCACAAAGUCAACAAGCCGCGCUCUCGCUUCAAGCGCCCCGGCGUCGCCAAGCCCGCCAAAGGGCCGGCCGCGCCGUCAGUGGAGUUCGCCAUUAGCCUCGGAGAUGAAGAGGAGGAGGAGGAGGAGGAGACGAUGUCGUCGGCGGCGUCGCACGUGAGCCAAGGCGAGCCUGGGACGGAGGUGGAAGCGGAUGAGGGAGUGAUGAGCCUGGAGCUCACGCUGGGGCUGGAGCCGGUCCCGGUGUCGGGCCACGCCGUGCAGGCGGCGGCAAGGGCGCUAUGCGACCUCAGAGUCAGAGGGUGGGACGCCGACGCUCGAGCGGCGGAUCUCGUCCUGUCGCCGCCUGGAACUUGUUGAACAUAACCAACAGUAGCUUUUUUUUUUCCUUAACAAUUUUGCCCUUUUUCUCCCUUUAUAUAUCGGUAAUAGCGGAGUUUGUAGCUUUCUUCCUUCGCUUUCCUCUGUUCUGUUCUGUUCUAUCCUAUCUUGAUGUUUAAUCAAAUACCUGAAGUCAAUGGUAGAUUAAUGAUCGAGUGUAUUCGCUCAUUUGGUUUCA
This is a messenger RNA of Zingiber officinale, 1097 nucleotides long. Its product is annotated as LOB domain-containing protein 40-like. The record is from RefSeq and is a predicted model, not a curated record. The transcript is spliced from 2 exons. Bases 113 to 898 code for a protein of 261 amino acids. Gene Ontology annotation, biological process: regulation of gene expression. NCBI's taxonomy places the organism in Eukaryota, Viridiplantae, Streptophyta, Magnoliopsida, Zingiberales, Zingiberaceae.